Molecule: messenger RNA, 1116 nt
Organism: Knipowitschia caucasica
Lineage: Eukaryota; Metazoa; Chordata; Actinopteri; Gobiiformes; Gobiidae
Source: the annotation of a GenBank genome assembly
AUGGAUGACAACGUUACAGUGCAUGAACUGCAGUCGUCGCCUCCUCGAGGGCUCCCUGUACGGCUGUCGGGGGUUCUAAGUGACUCCACGUUGUCGGCGCGAGGCGCGGUCUCAGGAGCGCUGAAGAUAGACCUCCCGCCGCCAUUCAAAGGUGAUGGCACUGAAUCUUUCUCCAGUUGGGCUCGUCGCUUUGAGGUUGCCGUUGAAGCUAUGAGUUCACCGGAUAUGGACUAUUCUGCUAUGAGAUCUGCUAUUCUACCUACUAGACUUUCUGAUGCUGCAUUUUUGCUCUGGGACAGUUUACCCUCAGCAACAAAGAAGGAUUAUGACACGGUCAAGGUGAAGCUGGGUGUUGUUUUUGGCCCAAAGUACUCCCUGCCCUUUUUCCAAACUCAUGUAAAUGCUCGUCCUCGUCAGCCCGGGGAGAGCUUGGAUGUUUACAGUGCAGAUAUAACCCGAUUGGUGUUGGAGGCUUUUCCGAGGUAUGACCACAAUGCCAUAGAGGGGGAGAAAUUUCGUCGUUUUGUGGCUGGUUUGGACCCGUCACUUCAGGCCAAAAUACAUGAGCAGGGAGCAGAGGACAUUGAAGAGGCCCUGCGUGUAGCAAGUCGCUGUGAGAGGGCACGUGUGGCUCUUCAGUUAAACUCUACGGAUCACGCAUGCAGGGUCACUGGGUCUGCUGACCAGGUGGCAAUGGUCAGGCCCAGACCCUCGGAGGAUAAGCUCCUUCAGGCAGUAGAACAGCUAACACUCACUGUUGAUGGUCUCAGACAGGAAGUUCACCAGUUACAUGAGAAACAUGGUCUUCUUGCGGACCGUUUCAGACAGAGGGGCUACUACUCCCCUGAGCGUUAUGGCAGAGAUAGUUCCCGGAGAUCCAGUCCUAGCCCCAAUGCACACCAGAGAUACAGGGAGCAGGACACUGACUGGAAAGGCCACUAUCCCUCCUCCCCCAGAUCAGGGACCUAUGCUAGAUAUGAGCGUACGGAUUAUCCUCGCAGUCCCAGCCCAGCGGCGAGGGGACGUAGGGAUCCCAGCCCACGUUCAAGACAAAGUGUGAGGUUUCAAUCCCCUGAGCGACAAGCACCACUCUCGCAGCCGGGAAACUUCCAUUAG